Molecule: messenger RNA, 664 nt
Organism: Vicia villosa (hairy vetch)
Lineage: Eukaryota; Viridiplantae; Streptophyta; Magnoliopsida; Fabales; Fabaceae
Exons: 2
Coding region: 103-474 (123 amino acids)
Biological process (GO): innate immune response
Source: RefSeq, a predicted model, not a curated record
AGGCACUAUUGAUGAGAAAUUUGAUGUGGCAAGUUAUUAAUAAUGGUACCAACCCUCCUGAAAUAUACAGAAACAUUGAAUAGUAGCAAUUAAAGCACUAGAAUGAGACACAAACAAGAGUCAAGAAGAACAAUGGAAAAGAAUGAAGAGGCAGAGGUUACAAGUGAGAGGGCUACCACUUUUUAUCAUUAUCAUCCAUGUUCUCUACUCCAAAAAUUCCUUGGAACUUUCUUCAAAUGUUUAGGCUUUGAAAUUGAAACCAACAAAAAAGAACAUGAGCUAAAAUCUCAUUCAGAUCAUACAGAAGAGGAUCUUGAAACUGAGGAAAACAAAACAAGAAAUGAACAUGAAAGUUCCCAAAAUGAAUGUUCAACAAGUACCACUCAAAGUUUUUUUAUGAGAACUUUGAUAGUUAGGCGUGGUGGACCAAGAAGAUCAGAUCUUAGUAAAGGUUCAGGUCCUGGGAUUAAUUAAUCAAUUAAUACUUGCUCACAUAUAUUUCAAAGCUAGCUAGUAAUUAUCAUGAACAUGUAGUUUAUUAGUAUAAGCAGAAAUGUUGAUCCAUAGAUUUAAAUGAUGUAAUAUUUCAACAGUUUUCUUUCAAUCACACUAUCCUUCUCUAUGUAGGGUGUUCUAUGUAUGUAACAACUUAAGUGUUUGUAUA